AUGGAAAGGCGUAUUGAAGAGGAUGAAAAGCAUCUUCAAGGGUGGUGCCGCGACGGCGUGUACGGGUGUCAAAUUCCGUCACCAGAGUUGCGGCUUCACUCAUCAAGCAAUAGAGGUCACGGUACUGAGCAGCUGGGCCGUGAGGAGCAAUGUGAAUGGAGGCGACCAGGAAUGAAAAAAGGGAUCAGUGUAACUCAUACCACCGAACGGUUUGACACAAAACCGAUUGUAGUAUCACGCGCUAGCCGUGGUAACGUUGAUUCCCCUGCAUUGUCUUCAUCUGGCUCGUUGUGCGCCAGCAACGAUUUGCUCUCUGUCGAGCAGGAGUUAAAGGAAUUGCUCGAGGGAUACCGUCACAUAGUGGGCAACGGUUGUGAGGACUGGAAGAUAGGUGGCAAUUCCUCGCAUGAGACUCCAGCGUGUGUCCCUGGUCGUGUGUUGACGCGUCGUGGCGAGCUGUCCAAUGCUUGCGGCGAGUAUGAAAGCAAAAACACAUCUGGAAGUGAAACUGGAGGCGGUAAGAAGAACGCGACACGUGACGAGGACACUUCACUUCCCGUUUCUAGUGUUCGUGGGGAUCACUCUACCGAUGCCAACACACCGACACCGCUAGUUCAGCUGUCAACGGAUAUUUUGAUGACGUCUAACCCGGCUGCAGGUGGCGGUAUGUGGGGGUGCGAGUUGAGUAGAGAGGCUUACAGCUCCACUCCUGUGGCACAAGGGUCCAGUCACGUUGACAUAUUUGCAAAUGCACUAACGGAAGACCAACUCAGUCGUUCUUUUGAUGUGCAAAGUCAAGAACGGAAGCAAGCGAUGGGAUUCCUGAGGCAACAGUUAGGUACCACAAUUCCGUCACAAAACGUGAGGACGACGAGCCCAGCGCGCCAAUUGUCGUGGAAUUCCACUUUGCUAGUGGAUGCAAUCGAGAACAGUAACGAGGCGGAUAACAGCUUCGGUAUGGGUUUCGACACGGUGUGGUAUCCUCCACGGAAGGACGAAGUUCAUUCACCCGUACCUCCCAUAACCCGAAGAGAGUUUGCCAUCGCCAACAGCAGUGGGAGCGCGAGUUGCAACGUAAAAACAAAUCGCAGCGGACAUGGCGUGCACAUUUUGCCUCCGUCCCAACGCCAAGAGGGGAGUAAGAACUUUUUUGGUCGAGGUAUGGUGGUUAACCGGUGUGACGUGCCAUUGUUGUCACCGCAGCAACCCAGUUGCUCGUCUCUCUUAAGACACGAGGUAACUCACAGUGAAGAGGGCCGACCAUCACAAGGAGAUGUAGAUUAUAAUGCAUCCACACGUGUAAAAGGAGGAGAUCGCAACCCUCUCAGGAAGAGACGUGGGCAGCACGUGAAGCAUGAACCCAGUUCAUGUGAACACCGAAGGGGCGGUGAUAGCACAACACCGGAGAUUGCUACAAGCGCCAGACGGACGGAAAAUCACUCUAUGCGAAGUGGCGCCAUGCCCAUGGAUGCAGAACGGGCAUGUGAUGGACUGGACACAUCGGCAGAGUGGCGGCGCUGCACAAGGUUGGGGACAUGGGAGGUUGGUGUGGGUGUAGAUGGCAGAGUAGAGGAGAAGAUACCGAAAAUUAGUGGCGAAGUAGCCUUAGGGAAGUUCAGUGACAUUUCACAAAGGCAGCAGCAGUUCCAGUUGCAUCAGCAUCAGCAUCAACAGCAGCGAGCAUUAUUUCAUAGCGGCCGCCGUCGUUGCUCUCAGUCCGACCGCGGCGUCGUUAACCGUUUCCAUGAAAAUGUCGAGCGUUACAUGGCGGCGGUAGAGUCAAAUAAUAGGUACAGCACGGUGUUACCACACUUUGCGGAUUCCUUAGUGGGUGCUGCCAUAUCUGACUUGUUCCCAGCGGUUAAGCGGCGUCAAGCGCAGUUGAAACAGUCGCAGUACGCAGAGGCAGAGGCAGCACGAACCAUGCGCGGUUGCUAUCGCAAUUAA
Molecule: messenger RNA, 1947 nt
Organism: Trypanosoma brucei brucei TREU927
Lineage: Eukaryota; Euglenozoa; Kinetoplastea; Trypanosomatida; Trypanosomatidae
Exons: 1
Coding region: 1-1947 (648 amino acids)
Source: RefSeq, a predicted model, not a curated record